Humulus lupulus (European hop) is the source of this 1045-nucleotide messenger RNA. RefSeq names its product casparian strip membrane protein 3-like. The record is from RefSeq and is a predicted model, not a curated record. The transcript is spliced from 3 exons. Lineage: Eukaryota; Viridiplantae; Streptophyta; Magnoliopsida; Rosales; Cannabaceae. Bases 264 to 926 code for a protein of 220 amino acids.
CAUAAAUGACCGGUGUUGAAUUUAAAACUGGUUUAUAGCGCACAACCUACAUAGAAAAAACAGCCUACGUAAUUGGUUGUUCUAUAUUGCUUUUGGACCAAUUGCUAUCCAUAAAGUGGAGCAAGUUAGCAAUUGCAACAACUCCAUAGAGCUUCCAUUUACUGAAUCCUUUUUCUCUAGUCUCUAUAUAACCUCUCCUCUUUUCAGUAUAUCCCAGGCAAUCCCAUAAUAGAAUACCACUUCUCUAUAUUUGAUUUGCCCGGAUGGACUCAAAUCAAAACACUGAUGAAGCUGUCCUUGUUCCAAAAAGUAGGUCCAAGGGAAAAGCAGUAGAGGAUGCCUCUCCUGCUCCCACCCCAGCCGUCGUGAGCACCAAAAAGGUCACCGUAGUAGUCCGGAGAGUAGGAUGGAAAAAAGGUGUCGCUAUAUUCGAUUUCGUUCUAAGGCUGUGUGCGGCUGCAGCCGCCUUUGCUGCCUCUGUUGCUGCCGCACAGGCAGAACAGAUUCUACCCUUCUUCACGCAGUUCCUGCAGUUCCAUGCUCAGUACAAUGAUCUUCCAACUAUAACGUUUUUUGUGAUUGCAAAUGCAGCCGCUGGUGCAUAUCUUGUCCUCUCAUUGCCCUUUUCUAUAAUAUGCAUUGUUCGACCCUAUAAAGUAGGACCAAGGCUCCUCCUCCUCAUCUUAGACACGGUGAUGACUACUGUGACCAUAGGUGCGGCGGGGGCAGCGAGUGCAAUCAUGUACUUGGCUCAUAACGGGAGUGUGGAUGCCAACUGGUUAGCCAUUUGUCAGCAGUUUACGGACUUUUGCCAGCAAAUCACUGGUGCCGUCGUUGCUUCUUUUGUCGCAGCCGUCAUUCUCAUUGCACUCGUUGCCAUUUCUGCUGUUGCACUUAAAAGAACCACCUCUAUUACUACUCACUAGAUUUUACCUAAUUAUUACUAUCCUUCUACUUCUACUUCUACUUCUACGUACAUUAUAUGUAUAUGACUAAUAAUGGCUUAUGUGAAUAAAACAUCUUAUUGUUUCUCCUUUUUCUUUGA